Messenger RNA from Haemonchus placei, 366 nucleotides. The record is from the annotation of a GenBank genome assembly. NCBI's taxonomy places the organism in Eukaryota, Metazoa, Nematoda, Chromadorea, Rhabditida, Trichostrongylidae.
AUGACCACCGGUGUCACUCCAGUUUGCAUGCUCCACACGGGACCACUAGGUUGGCUGCUCGAACAUUUCGGUUACAAAACAGGUGCUCUUGAUGCGAACUUGCCUGGAAAAGUGAGAACUUUGCUCGAGGCGUGCACCGACGUGCCAGGUGAUGUUCAGUUCAAAAACUCCGAUGAGAAGACCUUUUGGCCCAUUUCUGAUACCUACCGAAUUUUUAAGUACCCCGCAGCUGGUCUACCACCUCAACGUGGUGGGACACAUGUCCGAUCAGCUAAGAUUAGGCCCCUCGGCUCCCUCUUCACCAUCGUGGCUAUAGCCUGGCUGACUGUGGCGAAGCAGUGUUGGGACCUUAAGGAGCAAGCUUAA